CCGACGUAAUUUUCCGACGGACAACAAGAAAUGGGAACAGCUGGAUACAUUUAAAGCGUCGGGUUCCUGUAUAUUUUCUCCGAUUUUAGCGAUUUUCAUUGGAUUUAAACCAAAACAGUGUCGUGUUGGAGUCCUAGCAGGCGGAUAAAUGUCUGAACCAUCAGAGUUCCCCAAAAAAGAAGAACAAGGGGAGGAGGCUACCGCUGAACCCGAGGAUCAAUCAGACACCAGCAGUGAAGACGAAGCUGCAGGAGAAGCAGAGAUGGACGUCUUGCGCGGCCUCUUCUCCAGUGCGCUGGGGUUGGGCUCUUCAGAGAAAGUUCUGGAUGAGUUGUCUCUGGAGAGCGUGGCGCGCUACAUAAACAGCGGCAAAUGUAAAAACAUAAUUUGCAUGGUUGGAGCAGGAAUAUCAACAUCUGCUGGGAUCCCGGAUUUUCGCUCUCCAGAAACCGGUCUCUAUGCAAACCUGCAAAAGUACAACCUGCCUUACCCAGAGGCCAUCUUCCAGAUCGAUUACUUUAAGAAUCAUCCAGAACCAUUCUUUGCUUUGGCCAGGGAGCUGUACCCAGGACAGUUUAAGCCCACAAUCUGCCACUACUUCAUAAAGAUGCUGAAGGACAAGGGGGUUCUGAGACGAUGCUACACGCAGAACAUCGACACCCUGGAGCGAGUCGCAGGGAUAAAAGGAGACGAUCUGAUCGAAGCACAUGGAACGUUCUACACCUCUCACUGUGUCAAAUUGCUCUGCAAAAAGGAGUACGACCUGGACUGGAUGAAAGAAAAAAUCUUCUCUGACGAGAUUCCAAAGUGUGAAAAAUGCAGCAGUUUGGUCAAACCAGAUAUAGUAUUUUUUGGAGAGAGCCUGCCAACCCGUUUCUUCACUACCAUGAAGAUGGAUUUUCCUCUAUGCGAUCUCCUCAUAGUCAUGGGCACAUCUCUGCAGGUUCAACCGUUUGCAAGUUUAAUCGGCAGGGUUUCAAAAAGUUGCCCCAGGUUGCUCAUUAACAUGGAGAAAACAGGACAGGCAGAUCCUAUUUUGGGGUUGCUUGGCUUUGGAGGAGGGAUGGACUUUGACUCAGACAAUGCGUACAGAGACGUAGCUCAGAUCAGUACGUGUGAUGACGGCUGCUUGGCUCUCGCUGACUUGCUGGGUUGGAAGGCGGAGCUGGAAGAGCUUGUGAAGAACGAGCAUGCCAGGAUCGACAGUGAGGACAAGCAGGAAAAUCCCGGAGGAAGCGAAGGAGGUGCAGCCAAAGGAGCUGCAGCCAAAGGCGCUGCAGCCAAAGGAGCUCCGGCUUCAGCUGAACCAAAAUCCAAAGCAGAGGAGUGACCUGUGUUUAAUUAACAAAACAAAAGCAAUGACACAGUUUAUAGCUUUACCAGAGGUUAAUACUGUAUAUGAGGGUUUGAUUUUUGGAAAUUAAGGGUUUGAUGUUCAGAAAUGAAGCUCUGUUGGGUUUCUCUCAUUGUAUAUUCUCAGAUCUGAGGACGGUUCUUUCACAUAAUUAUACUUUUGUUUAUGUCAGUCAUUUUGCACUUUACUAACUUCUCUAUAUUUUCCAUAAGCUUCGUCUUCAAAUUCUCAGAUCUGAGGACGGUUCUUUUCCAUAAUUAUACUUUUGUUUACGUCAGCCAUUUUGCACUUUACUAACUUCUCUAUAUUUUCCACAAGCUUCUAUUUGUCCCAGCUCAAGAUGACAUUUUCCCUCUGAUUGAUUUAAUUUCGUUGUAUGUAGAUUUUAGCCCCACGCGUUCCUUCUAAGCAUAAUCGACUCUUAAUGAUUGAUGUGUGCUGAUGAGCUGCAUUUUAAUGAGAACCGGAUGUGGAUUUGAGAUAACGAUGUUCUGUUAGGUGGCCUAACAUUCCCUCCCCCCAAGCUAAAAGCAGUUCAUCUGAUAAAGCUGUCAGAAUGUUUCCGUCAGCUAAUUAACUUCCUGGUUGGUAAAAAUGUUGAUACAUUUGAUAGACAGAUUACUAGAACCAUCACUGGUUUUUACUUUUGUUCAACUUUUAGUCAUUUUAUUUUAAUUGUUUAGUCAUUUAAGCAAAACUAUGAGACAAAUAAUAUUUUUGUGUAAUGUUCAUCUUGGAACAGCAGAAAGAAUUGGAAGCAGUCACUUUUCAGUCGAGCUCUUUGCUAGUUUAAUUUUCAUAGCCAAUAAAUUUAGAUUCAAAGCAACAUAAAGAGGAAAAAAACAGACGUGAUUCGUACGGAAAAAAAGCUGAAUGAAAGAUCUCUGAGAGCAUGAAGCAUUGUUAAAAAAAAAAUAAAAAUACUCACCUAGACUUAAAUACGUUGACAUGUACUAAUUCUAACAACCAGUGCAAAUUCCUGCAAUAAAUGUUUCCUUUGUUAAACUAA
This is a messenger RNA of Xiphophorus hellerii (green swordtail), 2363 nucleotides long. It is a transcript of the gene sirt2, whose product is annotated as sirtuin 2 (silent mating type information regulation 2, homolog) 2 (S. cerevisiae). The record is from RefSeq and is a predicted model, not a curated record. Gene Ontology annotation, cellular component: nucleus. Gene Ontology annotation, molecular function: NAD+ binding; histone deacetylase activity, NAD-dependent; transcription factor binding. NCBI's taxonomy places the organism in Eukaryota, Metazoa, Chordata, Actinopteri, Cyprinodontiformes, Poeciliidae. The coding region runs from base 149 to 1330 and encodes 393 amino acids. The transcript has 16 exons.